Messenger RNA from Pyricularia oryzae 70-15, 1104 nucleotides. RefSeq lists its product as uncharacterized. The transcript is spliced from 6 exons. The record is from RefSeq and is a predicted model, not a curated record. Bases 1 to 1104 code for a protein of 367 amino acids. Lineage: Eukaryota; Fungi; Ascomycota; Sordariomycetes; Magnaporthales; Pyriculariaceae.
AUGUCCGAAAACAAAGGGCCCAUGGCCCUAGCGGCCGUCAUCGUCAUCUCGGCUGUCAGCACAACCUUCACAGCUGCUAGGCUUUUCACCAGAGGAACGGUCAUGGGGAAGCUCAUGCUGGACGACUACCUUAUCCUCGCCGCAGUGAUUCUCGGUUGGAUGAAUGUGGCGACAUUUGGUGUCGCAGUAUCCCAUGGCUUCGGCCAGCACGUCGACAACCUCACCGUCGAGCAAAGGUCCCAAGCAAUGAUGUGGAGCAUCAUCGGCUACACGCCUGGACUGCUCUCACUUAGUCUGCCAAAGCCUGCUGUCGUCGCCCUGCUCACCAAGGCCCUCAACCCCAGCGUAUGGCACAAGAGGAUUCUCUGGUCCAUCGCAAUCUUGUGCGUGACCAACUUGGUCCCCUACAUCACUCUCUACUACGCCCAAUGUCGACCGGUGCAGGCGGUGUGGGAUCCCUCGGUCAGCGGCACCUGCUUGAGCAAAUCAGUCCUCAUAGGCUACGCUACGUAUUCUUCAGCCUUUUGCGCUUUCGCGGAUGUUUACCUCUCUGUUUACCCCGCGGUGGUGCUCUCGAAACUGCAGAUGAACAUUAGGAAGAAGAUUGCUUUGGGAAUUGCCUUGGGCCUCGGAUCAUUGUCAACUAUUGCCGUCAUUUACAAGAUAACCAAGCUUCCCAUGGUCGCCAGCCCCGAUCCCACAUUCGACACCGUUGACAUUGUGAUCUGGACAAUUCUCGAGGGCAGCAUAAUCAUCAUAGCCGCAUGCGUCCCCGUCCUUCAACCCCUCGUCGAGUCCGUAUUCGGCAAGCGCAUAUUCUACGGCAGCCGCAGGUACCCAUACAGAAGCUCAGAAGACACAUCUGACAAGUUGAAGUCGAGCAAGCGAACCUUUGGAAGCUGCUAUUCUCGUCAGACCAUGGAAAAGAGGCUAGGCCACGGCAUGUCCAAGGGCUCCAUCAGCCUGACCACAACCGUCGCCGCCAAGGGGAGCCAGGAGAGGAUCUGGGAAAAGCAAGAGCCCGAAGGAAAGAUUGUGGUGGUUGACACUGUCACUGUCACGGUGGAAUCGCCGUCCUCGUCAUCCUCCGCAAGCCAUAGUUGA